GGUUCAGCUCUGGAUACAACAGAGGGAGCUUCAAAGAGCCCCUUCACCCACAGAGGAGAGGACCGCUCCGGGUGUAAUGCGUAGCUGGGCUUUGCCUUCUGCUUGGAUGGGAUAAAACCUACCGUUCAAAUUUAAACGCUCACUGUGUGUGUGUGCGCGCACGCGCGUGCGAAAGAGAGAGAGAGAGAGUGUGUGUGUGUAUUCCGCGAGGACUGGGAAAUGCUCUUCUAGCGCGAGCGCGGAUGACAUUAGAGCCCGCGUUUUUUCCUCCCCCCACACAAAUAUUCCCAACUUGGAGCCUCCUGGACGCCGAGCAAGUUUUUGUUUUUAUCUUUUCUUGAAUUGCGUUUGAGCAGUGUAGCUGGAAGCCCAGAAAGCAGCGCAGGACAAGAUGGGGAGCGAAAAGUACUUACCGGAGCUCAUGGCAGAGAAGGACACGCUGGAUCCGUCUUUUCAGCACUCCCUGCGGCUACUGGAUCAAGAGAUUGAAAAAAUUCAGAAAGACGAGGGGAAGGAGGAGGAGAAGUUCAUCGAUGUCGUCAUCAACAAGAACAUGAAACUGGGCCAGAAAGUUUUAAUACCAGUCAAGCAGUUUCCUAAAUUUAACUUUGUUGGCAAACUCCUCGGGCCACGCGGGAACUCGUUAAAGAGACUACAGGAGGACACUCUCACAAAGAUGUCAAUUCUCGGUAAAGGAUCCAUGAGAGACAAAGAGAAGGAUUACAAUGAUGAGAUCAGACAGGCCCAGCUGCAGGAGCUCACAUACCUGAAUGGCGGCUCCGAGGAUGCCAAGGUGCCAUCAGUGAGGGGCAAGUCAGCCGCCCGUGGAAGAGGGACACCUGUUCCAGGGCCUCCCAGGAGUCGCGGAGGAGUUCCUCCACUGCACGCAGCACUGCCUCGAGGAGCCGCACCCAGAGGAUCCCCGCCCAGCCGGGUUCCGUCCUCCAGAGGGCGAGGGGUGCAGAGAGCCAGAGGGGCCCCCCCGGCCACCGGGUACAGACCAGUUCCUCCCAUAGUCCAGGACUCAUACGGCGAAUAUGAAUACGACGACGGCUACGGGACAGCUUAUGAUGACCAAGGAUAUGAAUCGUAUGACAACAAUUACAGUAAUCAAGGACAAAACUCAGAUGACUACUACGAAUACGGACACAGUGGGGAAUCAUAUGAUUCAUACGGUCAGGAAGAGUGGGCAAACAAUCGCGGCAAGGCUCCGUCAGCACGAACAACCAAGGGAGUGUACAGAGAUCAGCCAUACUCAAGAUAUUGAACUGUUUAUACAACCCGCACCUGAGUCCUCAUGGCUGUUACAACCCCAAGUAAUGGAUUUUUUAUGGACGCUCCCACCUUUUUAGAAUUGAAAACAUAAACCGCAAAAAAAAUAAUCCAAACCAAACGGUGAUCAUAGCGAGACACUGAAUGAGACAAAAACGUGGAAUCCCCCUGAUUCUAAAAAGAUACUCCCACUGGAUAAAAAGUGUGAAGCAAUUUAGGUAAUCUAUCCUUUCCCCCUAGGAGAAAUCGACUGGACAAUAAGAUUAAGAAAAAAGCUUCAUAGUACAUUAAGUUUCUCUCUCAGCUAUGUGAUUGUGAAGAAUGACAUUGUAUCAAGCUAUUUAACUUGGUAAUGAUUAGCGAGCCACUGUAAGGUGUUCGAUACAAUGUUUCUACACAGCUGCCAGUGCAACUUAAUUUAUCACCCUCUAUUCUUUAGACCUUCAACUGCGUGGUUGAUCUCUUAAAAAUGUAGUAGCUUAGUUCUAGGAAAGUGCAGUUCUGUAGAUAUUUUCUCUGAGGGGUAAUCGGUGAAAUUGUGUCCCUUGUAAAUGAUUUACAAACUGAAAAAAAGACAAAAAAACAUCCUGUAUACAUAUUGUAUUGCUGUUUCCUCCUCUUUUUUUGUAAAAUAAUAGUUAUUUAGUGUUAAAGGGCUUAUAAAAGCAUGGUGUGUAACUGUGGAUAUUGUCAGCUGUUUUAUUCUGAAAAGCCUGUGUAGUUGUGUUCAUUGAUUAUGCCCCCCAAACAUCCACUUAAGUACAUCUAUAAAUAGCUGCGCAUACUCUAUGUACACCGCACAACCAGAGCUGCAAAACAGUCCAGGAGCUUUUUAAUGUUUGUGGAAUUUAAAAAAAAUUAUUUUUUUUAGACAAUCUAA
Pundamilia nyererei is the source of this 2152-nucleotide messenger RNA. RefSeq names its product KH domain containing, RNA binding, signal transduction associated 3 (gene khdrbs3). Gene Ontology annotation, cellular component: nucleus. The coding region runs from base 392 to 1267 and encodes 291 amino acids. The record is from RefSeq and is a predicted model, not a curated record. Gene Ontology annotation, biological process: regulation of alternative mRNA splicing, via spliceosome. Gene Ontology annotation, molecular function: mRNA binding. The transcript has 8 exons. NCBI's taxonomy places the organism in Eukaryota, Metazoa, Chordata, Actinopteri, Cichliformes, Cichlidae.